AUGAUGCUCCUAAAGGCGUCAUGCUGUGCGUCGCCAGGGGACUACCACGAUCCCGUGUCGCACAUGAUGGCCAAUGAAAGCGGGUCCAAGCCCGCUGUGCUGCUCGCUCCGUCGCCGAGCACAUGGAAGGACGGAUCGUGCCCCACGUGGUACCCCGCUUCUCCAUCCUCGGCCCUAACGGGCUCGUUUCCGCCGCUUUUCGCGCCUUCAGCACUGAGACACUGGACACAAGCCAAGUUGCGUAGGAGAUCUGAUGGUUUGCUCCCUGAUGGAUCGCGCGCCGUCAGCGGAGUUCCGAGCAGCACCAUUGUCGUGAGCAGCAGCACGAGCAGCAACAGCAGCGGCCGCCACAGCGACCAUGGCUUCGGCGGAGAGGGAGGCCCCGUAGAUGCAACGGAGCUCUGGAGUGGCGCAGACGCGGAAAUCCAGUCAGCGGGAGUGUGCGGAGAGAAACUGCCCGUGGCAAAUGCGCCGCACAUCUGCGCACAAGACGACACCGCGAAUGUCGCGAAGAGCCAGGCGGAGGCUGCGGUGAAGGGUAGCGUAGAGCCGUCAGGACUGCGCGCGGAUUGCGGCUCGAUGCUCUCCAGCUCGUCAUCGGACCUGCUGAACGACGCCGCGCGGUGCGAAGGCUGCGGCGGCGAUGCCAAAGCAGGAAGCACGGGCGAGGCGGCGAGGCCAAGUCACGUGCUGGAGAUGCUAUCGGCCGCCGUGCAGCAGCAGGAGUUCGUAGUCGUAGGCGGCGAUGACGCCCGUCACACCACAGAAUGCGCGCCGGCCGCCGUCCACGUCGGAUCGAACCACCACGUCCCGCAGCCCGCCGCGCGUCUACAGUCCGGCGGGAGUCACGUAAAGCGUCAGUGCAACCCCCCGCCCCUCCCGGCCAUGGGGCUCAAGCUGGCGGACAUCAAGCGCGUCAUCGGCCUUAAGACCGCGCCGCCCACCAAAAAGCCGCGCAAGGGCGAGUCAGUGAGUCCGUCAUCCGCGGCGGCGCAUCACGCGACGGGGACCUCAUCGCUAGCGCAUCGCCUGGCCGCGGUUCUCCCCGCCCACGCACAGCACCACUCCGCCAAGCCGCCUCUCCCCCAGUCAUGCGCGACACUCUCCGACGUGCCUGUCGCGCUGCACGCCGUCUCGUGCAGUCCGUGCGCCGACGCGCCCUCCGCGCUUGCGUGCGCCUCCGGCGCCUCGCUCCCACGCCGAGGCGGAGAGGCGCUGGACGACGUAGCGCACCAAAUGCAGUCGUGGCCCGGCCGCGCGAUGAACUGUGCCUCGCCGGCGGGCGGCGCCUGCGGCGGUGGACUGAACUGCACGGCGGACUGCAACGGUCACAUGGCCAAGGCGCAUGGCCCGCUGCCCUGCGCGCACUCACCUGAUGGCGCUGCGGAGCCCGUUUGUGCGGGAUGCGUGGGAAUGGCGGCGCACGGAGUGGCGCAGGGCGACGCGAUGCUCAUGUGCCCCGGAUGUACCCCGAGCAGCGCCAUGGCGCCUGGAUCCGACGGUCCCUGGCCCACUGCCGCUGGACACUACCACCCUUCCAGCCACCAGCAUGCGGACAUGCUUGGCCUGGAGGCGAGACUGGCUGGCGCACUGGGAGCAGAGGCAGCAGGCCCCACUGGCAUGGUGGGCAUGGCGGGCACGGACGAUGGGCGAGACGCUUCAGGACUGUGCUGCUCCGCAGACGGACUGGCAGAGAGAGGCGUGGGAGGGGCGAUGGGGACAGCAUGUGAGAAGGUGGAUGAUGAGAGGGACGUGAAGAGGAAGGAGUCCAAUAGAGUGUCGGCUCGCAAGAGCCGCCAACGACGCCAGCUGCAGAUGGAGAGACUGGAGGCAGAGGCUGUACAGCUUCGAGACACCAACGCAGCACUGUUACUGCAAGCACAGGAGGCUGAAACUCGUGUAGAGGAGCUGAUAGGCCAGCAGAGGGAGUUGCAGCGGCAGUGUGAGGCUGCUAGAAGACAGCUCGAAGCCACACACUGCCAACAAGAGGAUGCUUAG
This is a messenger RNA of Closterium sp. Yama58-4, 1998 nucleotides long. NCBI's taxonomy places the organism in Eukaryota, Viridiplantae, Streptophyta, Zygnematophyceae, Desmidiales, Closteriaceae. The record is from the annotation of a GenBank genome assembly.